AUGUCUCGUCCAGUCAGCGGAACAUCCUAUACUAUGGGCCAGACUGUAUACCCUGAGUCCAACAUCCCUCAAGAAUGGACAGGUGUCUUUCCUGACAGGACACCCUUCACUAAGGUCUCUAACAAAAAGCCCCACUUCAUCUAUGUAUGGAAAACAUGGGGAAAAUAUUGGCAGGUGGCUGAUGGUCCUUCCUCUCUACUGACCAUUGAAACAGACAAUAUGCCUCUUGGUUCUUACACAAUGGAUAUAGUAAUUUAUCACUGCCGUGGCAAAGACAAGUUUGUUCCCCUUGGUUAUGCAUCUACCCAGUUCUCCAUCACUGACCAGAUUCCUUUUACAGUGACAUUAUCUCAGGUUGGUGACAUCAAUCAGGGUGACCAAAGCUUUAUCCAGAACAGAGCUGUGUCCUUUGGCAUUAAUUUGCAUGACCCUAUCCAUUAUCUCAGUGGGUCAGACAUCACCUUCAACUGGGAUUUUGGUGACAAUAGUGGAACUCUCAUUUCCCGGGAAACUACUGUUACCCACACAUACCUUACAACUGGUUCCUUCAGGCCACAGGUGGUUUUGAUGGCAACAAUCUCAACUGGUUGUCAGCUCAGUCCAACUCCAGCAGCCACUGUUGUACCUCCUGUUCCUGAAAAACUGCUCUUAGUGGUACCCAAGACCAAGACGGAAACGGUGAUGGAGCUGGCCCAUGCUUUUCCGAUGGCCGGCCACCUGGGAGGGGAAAAUACCGUACUGCGCAUUCGGGACCGGUUCCACUGGCCGGGAUUGGACGCAGAGGUAAAACGGUUCUGUCGCAGCUGUCCAAUGUGCCAGCGGACGUCCCCCCGUCGUCCUCCCCCCAGCCCGCUAAUACCACUGCCAGUCAUCGACGUGCCCUUCGAGCGGAUCGGGAUGGAUCUGGUGGGGCCACUGCCAAAGUCGGCCCGGGGUCACGAACACAUCCUGGUUGUCCUAGAUUACGCCACGCGCUACCCAGAAGCCAUCCCCCUGCGUGCAGCUAACGCAAGUAAAGCAGCUGAGAACGUCAGUCUACCACCCCCAAACAGACGGGCUCGUUGA
Molecule: messenger RNA, 1065 nt
Organism: Sinocyclocheilus anshuiensis
Lineage: Eukaryota; Metazoa; Chordata; Actinopteri; Cypriniformes; Cyprinidae
Product: melanocyte protein PMEL-like
Exons: 5
Coding region: 1-1065 (354 amino acids)
Biological process (GO): melanosome organization
Cellular component (GO): melanosome; plasma membrane
Molecular function (GO): nucleic acid binding
Source: RefSeq, a predicted model, not a curated record